CUAUUCUGUUGCUAAUUCGUUAAUCAACAAUACACAUGGAAGCCGGUGCUUGAUCUUAUUUUGUUGUUAUUUAUUGCUACAUUAAAGGAAAGCUGCGCACUAAACUCUUUAUGAGAUCCAUUUAUAUCAUGAUGUGUAUAUGAAAAUGUUUCGCUACCAUAGAAAUGUUUUAUAUUUGCGAAAUAUCGGCAACCGCAUUACUUCAGCAGGGAAGGCCACAAAGUCAGCAGAAGCUAAUAAUAACAACACUGUUUUGAAGCCACCCUGCUAUAGAAAAAACGACUGGAUCGGUCCCAUAAACAAGCUCUCCAAUAUACGUUUUAUUGAUUACAAGCGACUGGAAAAUGAAAGUGAUGUUGAACGAGCCUAUCGAGAGAUGAAAGAAGAAAAUUUAAAAUGGAACCAUUCAUUCUGGGAGGAACAAAACAAGCUUUUUGUAAAAGCAAAAGAACAAUUUACUACACAGAUGCUCAAGCUGAAUGGAAUGGAUGUUGUUAAUGAAGAUGGAACUAAGAAUGUUUUAACUGCUGAUGAAAUGGCGCAGUUCUACCAACUGUUUCUAGAAGAUCAUAAAGAGCGAAUGGCAAGUUACAACAAAGACUGGUACCGGAGGAACAUGGCAACCAUCUGGCCUGGAUUCCGUGUCUUUCUUCAUAGUGUUAGAAGGAAAGUUUUCAGACAAUGAUAGGCACAGAAAUAUAGGAUUAAGGGAGCAUCACAUUGGUUAUUUCGAUCUGUGUAAAUACACUGGUGGGAAAAAUUGUUUUAAUUUAUUUUCUACAGAAGACUAAAAUCCAUAAACCAAGCCUUUGAAAUCCCUAAAUUGUCAUAUUUUAGGGGAUUUUCCCCCUGGACCACUUUAGAAAGAUUUUGCGCGAUGUCCGACCACGCACACUUUGCUCUCGGUGGGGACAUCAGCCCACCCCACCCCAUCAGGCAAAUCCUGGCGCCACCCCUGUACUUGCUAUGUAAUGUACCACUGAUGGAGAGCAUUAGUUAAGUGAUGCUGGUGAUAAAGUUAUUGUUAACUGUCCUGAUGAACAGACUUAAUUUCUAGGUUGCAUAAACCUACAAGUUCAUUCAGUUAUUUUACAAUUUAGUGGAUAAAGUUGUUAAUUAUUCAGUAUGCUUUAACACAGAUGGUUAUAAAUUAAACAAUUUCUUACCAAAAAUGUCAUGAAAAAUAUUUAUUAUAAAAUAAAUUUUUUUAAAUAUGUAAACACUGAUUCUGUCUGAUAUUGAAUUGUUAUUGCUUCCCCUUUUUGAGUAUAGUCCCCUCAAACAUGGCAUCACUGUAUUACUGUACUCUAGUACAGUAGUUAUCUUUACUUUUUCCCAGUGGUGGCAUAUUGGGGGGGGGGGGUACAGUAGUUAAUGUUAUCUUUACUUUUUCCCAGUGGUGACAUAUUAGGGGGAGGGUAUUGUAGCAAGCACGAGGGGUGUAGGGCCCACCUUUUGCUCCUAAAAAAAUGUUGGGGGCACUGAAAGCUUGAUCAACCAAUUAUACUAGUUAAGAAUUGACUCAUUCUAGCACCCUAGCACACAUACCCCUCCUGUCAAAUUUUACACCACUAUACUGUAUUUAUCAUAACUUCUGAACUAGUAGAUUGCUUUACGCGUACGUGCUACACUUAAAAAAACAGCAGCUGCUUCGUCAUCAACGGCAUACUGCUUAUUUUGUUAUAACUUUAUGAGAACAUUUUU
Molecule: messenger RNA, 1704 nt
Organism: Anneissia japonica
Lineage: Eukaryota; Metazoa; Echinodermata; Crinoidea; Comatulida; Comatulidae
Product: COA8 family protein CBG23705, mitochondrial-like
Exons: 4
Coding region: 140-685 (181 amino acids)
Biological process (GO): intrinsic apoptotic signaling pathway
Cellular component (GO): mitochondrion
Source: RefSeq, a predicted model, not a curated record